GCCACGCUUCCGCCUCCUCUCCACUAACACACACAAUGAGCUUCUUUCAGUCUCUCUGAGGAAGCUCAGAAAGACAACAAUUAUCUGUUAAGUUGGAGCAAUCAGAAAAAUGUCCAUCAAAUCGACAUGUGCCACACAUCAGAUGUCGAAGUGAUUGCUGAGCAACGUAAAAUGAUAUAUUUUUACACAAGAACACAACGCUCUGCCCAGCCUAGGAAUCGAACCCAUGAUCUCAUAAUCGUGAGUGCAACACCUUAAACACUAGGGCCACGGAGUAAACGCCAAAACUUCGAGGAAAGGCAGUAUAUGUAAAGGGAAAUAAAGAGGAUUUAACUAGAUUUCAAAGGUACAUAACUCUAACACUACUAAGUUUCUCGAUUAAAAAUGGCAGCCGAGGAAGUCCACAAUAACGAUCAGGAUUCUGUGAAAGGAUCAAAGGCGAAGAAAGUCGCCAAACAUGAUUCAGGAGCGGCUGACUUGGAAAAGGUUACGGAUUUUGUCGAAGAAUAUGAAAUAUCUUCAUAUAGCAUCCAGGAUGCUAUGAAGGUGAUGAAUGAUCGGAAAACAAAAGAAGUUAGUGAGAAACAAGAAAAAGAAAAAGAACUCUCCAAAGUGAAAAUUAAUAAAGAAGACGUUGAUUUAAUUGUAGAAGAGUUUGAAAUAAGUCGGAUGAUGGCUGAAAGAAAACUUCGAGAACAUAAAGGCAGAAUAGUUGAUGCAUUAGUAGCUUUGACUAAUUAACUUAAACUAAUUAAAAAUUUAAUACAGGAAAAUAAA
Messenger RNA from Octopus bimaculoides (California two-spot octopus), 777 nucleotides. RefSeq names its product huntingtin-interacting protein K. The record is from RefSeq and is a predicted model, not a curated record. Gene Ontology annotation, biological process: protein stabilization; negative regulation of apoptotic process. NCBI's taxonomy places the organism in Eukaryota, Metazoa, Mollusca, Cephalopoda, Octopoda, Octopodidae.